AUGUUCCAAUUGGUGUCGCUCAGCCUGUUGGCGGGCUUGAGCGCUGUCGCGUCGGCUAUUCCUACCAUUGAAGUCAAGGGCUCCAAGUUCUUCACCAGCGAGGGCAACCAGUUCUACGUCAAGGGUAUCGCGUACCAACUCGUUCCCGACGACCCACUGAUCGACGCGACGCAAUGUGGUCUCGACUCUGCGCUCAUGAAGACCAUCGGAGCCAACUCGAUCCGUGUCUACCAUGUCGACCCCGACUCCGACCACACCGAAUGCAUGAAGACAUUCGCGGACGCUGGAAUCUACAUCUGGGUCGAUCUCGAUACCUUCGACACCCAGGUCGAGCAGAACACUCCUCGUUGGGAGACCGACCAGCGUGAUGCUUUUGCCAAGGUCAUGGAUGAAUUCCACCAGUACGACAACACUGCUGGCUUCUUCAUUGGCAACGAGGCCAUCACGACCGCAAACGGCUCCGUUACCUCACCCUACAUCAAGGCCGCCGCCCGUGACAUGAAGGCCUACCGCGACGAGAAGGGCUACCGCAGCAUACCAAUAGGAUACUCUGCUGCCGACAUCGCCAGUCUCCGCCCUAUGCUGCAGAACUACCUCGCUUGCGGCGAUAAUGCGUCUGAGCGUCUCGACUUCUUCAGUCUCAACGCCUAUUCUUGGUGCGGACAGAGCUCCUACCAACAGUCUGGCUAUGAUCAGCUUGAGAAGAACUCUGAGGAUCUGCACAUCCCCAUCUUCAUGUCGGAAACUGGUUGCAACACAGCAAGGCCACGCGAUUUCAAGGACCAAGAGGCGCUUUUCGGAGAGAUGGCCGACGUCUGGUCUGGCAGUAUCAUCUACGAAUGGAUCGAGGAGAUGAAUGACUACGGUCUCAUCAGCUACGGUCCCAAGGUUGACCCUGCUCAGGCACCGGAUGGUUUCCCUCGCUCAGGAAAACCUACCCCAGUAGAGCCUGACUUCCCCAACCUCUCCGCUGUCUGGGCUACAUUGAACCCCACCGGUGUGAAGGCGGCGGACUACAACCCCACCAACUCGCCUGUCGUCUGCCCCGACUUCACCACCUCAGUCUGGGAAGUCAACCCCACCUCUCCCCUGCCCACACUGGGCCAGAAGCACGACUUCAACGGUACGCCCACGUCUGGCAGCUUCAGCGCAACGGCGACUGGAGGCUCUGGCGCAGAGGAGUCCGGCUCUUCAGGAACUGGCUCCGACAGUGCGGAGACAUCCGCGCCCCCUUCCACCGGUGCUGCGGCGGAUGCCCUGGGCAAGGAGCUCAAGGGAAUGGGUGCGCUACUCGCGGGUGUCAUGGCCGUUUUCGCCUGGCUAUGA
Alternaria novae-zelandiae is the source of this 1326-nucleotide messenger RNA. RefSeq lists its product as uncharacterized. Gene Ontology annotation, cellular component: fungal-type cell wall; cytoplasm. The record is from RefSeq and is a predicted model, not a curated record. Lineage: Eukaryota; Fungi; Ascomycota; Dothideomycetes; Pleosporales; Pleosporaceae. The transcript is spliced from 3 exons. Gene Ontology annotation, molecular function: 1,3-beta-glucanosyltransferase activity. Bases 1 to 1326 code for a protein of 441 amino acids. Gene Ontology annotation, biological process: fungal-type cell wall (1->3)-beta-D-glucan biosynthetic process.